Messenger RNA from Hyla sarda, 2311 nucleotides. Its product is annotated as actin-associated protein FAM107A-like. The transcript has 6 exons. The record is from RefSeq and is a predicted model, not a curated record. NCBI's taxonomy places the organism in Eukaryota, Metazoa, Chordata, Amphibia, Anura, Hylidae. Gene Ontology annotation, biological process: actin filament polymerization; regulation of actin cytoskeleton organization; actin filament bundle assembly. Bases 419 to 994 code for a protein of 191 amino acids. Gene Ontology annotation, cellular component: stress fiber; synapse; neuron projection.
UCAGCUGUCUGGGCAUGCUGAGAGUUGUAGUUUUGCAACAGCUGGAGGCACACUGAUUGGGACAGUCUGCAUUAGAGCAAUAAUCCCCAACCUAGUUUUGCAACAGGUUAGGGAAACGCUUUUUGGCUGUAGGGGCAUGCUGGGAGUUGUGGUUUUGCAACAGCUGGAGGCACUCUGGUUGGGAAACAGUGCAAUAGAAUAUAUUCCUGUGCUGAGGGACCUUUUUGGGUGAGACUUUUCGAAAUGUCUACAGUGUCAGAGCUCGUGUGGAUCAGAAACAAUCGCAGUCAUUGAAUAAUUUAACAAGCACUGAAAACGGAAGAAACCAGAGCAGGUCAGGGAUCUGCUGCGACACACCAACAGUUCCCUACGUGGCUGCUGCGUCCUGUGUGGAGGGUCCCGGAAAAAACGUCCUGUGAUGUCACGGACCCCCGAGGAGCAAAGCCUCGCCAAGACCAUUGACCGGCAGUGGGGACUGAGUCCGCCCAUCCCACCGCAGUGCAGGAUAUCCCAGGAGUUAUGGAUGUGGGCCAAAUGUCAGGUCCUGUCUACACUGCGGAUGCCCUUUGCAAUUGCCGCCAGUCUGCCAGUUCUUAAAAAAGCUGCAGGGAAAGAGGAUUCCUGUGAGUCCAUGCUUCCCAAGACCUUCCCUCCCUACAAGUCUGACAAUCCUAUGAAAUCUUCACGGACCCACCAGGAGCUGCAUCGAGAACUGCUGCUCACAUGCAAGAAGGGCCUGGCCCUACACAGUAAGCCUGAACUACUCCGUGUAUUGGAGAAGAGGAGGACUGAACGGCAGGAAGGUCUGAACACCAAGACGUCUCAUUGUCCCCUACAGCAGGAACUACACAAAUGGCAGCUGCGAAGAGAAGAGAGAGAGCAAAAAUCUACCAAAAGUGAUGGUCCAGACGUCCACGAGUUUCUACUAGUCAGACAGAACCUUCGGAAAUCCACAACACGAGAUGCCCAGAGCCCACCACCACCUAUCAGCUGAACACCUUCAUUCAACAAAGGACUUAACAUGAAAUUGACACUGGUUCACCUGGAAUUCUUUGUUCUGAAGGUCACGAGUACAGAAAGAUAAUCGAACCCAGGACGUCCUGUUUUAUCUUCAGCAUCGCUGCAUAAACAGAACAUCAGUGCUGAAAGCUUUCUAUUAAAGAGGAAAUUCCACACAAUGUGGGAAACCCAAAAGCCACCAGAAUCUAUAUGUGUGAAGUUCAAAAAUCAAGGAAUGGAAAAAUCUUGAACUGGGAUAAAACACUAUUUAGCUGCUCAUGGGUGGACCUAAUUGUUCAGUGGGUGGAGCUAAUUAGUGUUUCCUACUUAUCGCUGUAAACUUAUUGGACCAUCUUUCAAAGUUCUAUAGGACAACCAUGUAAAAACCCUUCUGUCAGAGACACGUCAAAAGAUUCAACCAUUGGAAUCCCACCAUGAUUAGACGAUGAUUAUUAUUUCAAGGGCCCAUACGGAUAAAUAAACUGUACUAAAGCCUUAGGGGCUUAUCAUUCUGUAUAGAAGUGGGUAAAGAUGAAACACCAUAUAACUGAUGAUAUCAGAGGUCACAGCAGCAGGAGAUGAGUAAAGUGGUCCCUCAACAUACGACGGUAAUUGGUUCCAGGUGGACCAUCGUUUGUUGAAACCAUCAUAUGCUAAGGGAUUCGUACCAUGGAUGCUCAAUCAUACUGACAUGUCCGCGCCGCUCCGACCCAUCAGUUUGCCGCUCCUCUGAUGCCAUAUCACUAAGUCGCCACCGCCCUGUACCGUUGCUCUCUGUCGCCGUCAUCACGUCGCCGCUAACGCCAUCCGUAUUGGAAGACUGAGCGGCGACGGAGAGCGACGGAGCAGCGGCAGCAGAGGAGCAGUGAAAUGACGGGCUGGAGCGGCGGGAAGAUGUAAGUAUCAUUCAGCGAGGCACAUGGGGCACAUUAAAGAGCUAACCGGCGGCAGCUGAAGCAGCGAUGGCCCCGACAGACAGAAGCAUCGUAUGUUGAUGCUGACUUCAACAUAUGAUGGCCUCUGAUAGGCCAUCGUAUGUUGAAAUGAUCGUAUGUCGAGUCCAUGGUAUGUCGGGGGACCACUGUAACAUCAUUUUGCUUGGGGCAAUGUUCUGUCUUAUGUAAUUGUGUUAUUGAGGAUUAAACUAUACAUGGUUGUAAUAUUCUGAGGUAUAAGGAGGGUAUAUGGGCCCAAUUAAACUAACGCAGUAGAAUUGGUAUGAAAUCCACCUCUGCAACAAACAAAGUUCAUACCUGUCAUCUUUUACCUACUGUACAGCAUUAUCACAGUUAAUAUUGUACUUUUACAUAAU